AUGCGCACUUAUUCCAAGCGCACACGAGGAAGCAAUCAAGAUUUCUCCAUCAAGAGACAACGUGUUGAUUCUUCAGAAUUCAUAUCAAUUUCUUCUCCAACAGGUUCUGAAUCAUCUUUACCUUCCAAAAAUCACUCUUCGGAUAGACCCGAAGGAAAAACUCAAUCUCCUCUGGCCAGUUCGCCUACAAAGCGUUGUUCAGAAGACACUAGAGAUCCUCCUUCAACGAAAUCACGCGUUUUAUCUCCUCAAUCCGGCAGAUCCAUCUCUCCUCUCGCCAAACUUAAGUUAAACUGUCAAAAUCAACGCGAUAAUGGUAUCGUCAACUCCGAUUUACCUGAUCUUUUGAAUCCCAAAUCUUCAACGAAGAUCAAAGACAACAAACUCACUUCUACCAAAGUGACCUUGAUUUCUACCCCGAGUUCACCAUCCAUCUCAAGAUCUAGCUCAAGAUCUAAGCAUAAUAACGUCAUCACUACAACAAUUCCAUCUUUUCCUACCCUACAGUUGACUUCUUCGAUAAGGAGAAAUCUCGCUUCGAACAACACUAGUCUUGAUUUAGAUUCUCUACUACAGAAUACAAACAAGAUUACCACACUGAUUUCGAAAGAGAAUCUUGUUACUCUCUUGUCAAAGACCAUAUUAAAGGACGACACUGUUACUUCAGAAUCCCAGUUAGUGGAGAAAGUCAACAGAUCUUCAAUUCGAAGUUAUUUCAAACCAUUGCCACAACCACAACGAUCUUCGAGUCCUUUGAAAUCUCAAUCUUCUAUACUCUCAGAUCCACCUCAGCAACCAGUGUUAUCUCCUCCUUCAUCACCUCCUUCAAUACCUCAAAAUCCUCUCGUCUCAACGAGAUCAAAAUCUAUUCGGCGUCGCAUUAGCACGAAACCGAACUUACCAAAUAUCAACACGAUGUCUGAUAUUUAUGAAGGCGAUAUGCAAGAACUCGGCGGAGACUUUACUGAUGAUGCACGAGUUGAAAUGAUGGAACGAUACCAUGAUGCUCAAGAUAUGAGAGAUCAUGCUAUCAUCGACCACGGCACUCUUCUACCUCUCGACGAUCAAGCCCUCGAUAUCCCAGAACGUGCAAAUCUCAGAGCCGAAAUCGCCCGCCCCAUGGGUUUCGCUCUUCACCAGCAAAUUUUAGAUCUGGGACAAUCCUUCCAUAACAAGUGUCCAAACUGUGGUAUGCAGUAUGCCAUCAACGUCGCCAACGAUCAACGCUUGCACGACCAAUUCCACAACAUCUUUCGCAUGGGAGGACCUAUUUUCAAGCCAAAAUACGUCAAUACCCAAGUCUGGACCAAGGUCAUCAACGGCGAAAAACAUAGCAUUCAAGCCAUCAGUAAUAAAGAAUCCAGCCCCAUCCGAAAUCUCGUCGAGAGUAUCCUCGAAGCUACUCUAAUGGAUAUGGAUGGCACGUUACCAUCUUCCGAACACCUCUGGUCCAUGAUCCCCAGCCCCAACGAUCCCAAAGAUCUUAUUCCUGUACCCCGCUACAAGGUCUUCCUCUAUCUCAUCGGCGCCCGUCCAAUCGGUAUUCUCCUCGCCGAGCGAAUUGGCAAAGCAAACGCUAUCAUGACCAUGACCACAACCGAGACCGAAAACAUCACCUCUUCCAUCUCCCUCCCGACUCUUCCCACCAAUACCUCACAAGAGGCAUACAUGUGCAUCGACCGACUCUGGGUGCACACUGAUUUCCGCCGACAAAACAUCGCCACAUCACUUGCAAACCAGGCCCGAGAGAAAUUCAUCCCUGGUUUAAUUAUUGACAAGAAGGAAGUUGCAAUUAGUCAACCGACUUCUGUUGGAGCAGAGUUUGCGGAAAAGUAUUUUAGGGGUGUCUUAGAGGAUGGAGCGAGGUAUUUAAUUGCUUCUGUUUGA
Molecule: messenger RNA, 1887 nt
Organism: Sclerotinia borealis F-4128
Lineage: Eukaryota; Fungi; Ascomycota; Leotiomycetes; Helotiales; Sclerotiniaceae
Source: the annotation of a GenBank genome assembly